Triplophysa rosa is the source of this 798-nucleotide messenger RNA. Its product is annotated as chymotrypsin A-like. The coding region runs from base 1 to 792 and encodes 263 amino acids. The transcript has 7 exons. The record is from RefSeq and is a predicted model, not a curated record. Gene Ontology annotation, biological process: proteolysis. Gene Ontology annotation, molecular function: serine-type endopeptidase activity. Lineage: Eukaryota; Metazoa; Chordata; Actinopteri; Cypriniformes; Nemacheilidae.
AUGGCCUUCCUCUGGAUCCUCUCCUGCCUUGCCUUCAUCGGCACAACCUAUGGCUGUGGCGAUCCUGCCAUUCCCCCUGUCAUCACUGGCUACUCCAGGAUUGUAAAUGGUGAGGAGGCACGUCCUCACUCCUGGCCCUGGCAGGUGUCUCUGCAGGACUACACUGGCUGGCACUUCUGUGGUGGCUCUCUGAUUAACGAGUUGUGGGUUGUGACAGCUGCUCACUGUGGUGUGACAACCUCUCAUCGCGUCGUUCUGGGUGAGCAUGAUCGUUCCUCUAACUCUGAGGCCAUUCAAGUCAUGAGCAUUGGCAGGGUCUUCAGGCACCCCAACUACAACAGCAACACCAUUAACAAUGACAUCACACUGAUCAAACUGGCCACCCCUGCUCAGCUGAACAGUCGUGUGUCUCCUGUGUGUGUUGCUGAAACAUCUGACAACUUCCCUGGUGGAAUGAAAUGUGUCACCACUGGAUGGGGUCUGACCAGAUACAAUGCCCCUGAUACUCCUGCUCGUCUCCAGCAGGCUGCUCUGCCUCUGCUGACCAAUGAUGAUUGCAAGCGUUACUGGGGAAGCAGUAUCACUGAUUUGAUGAUCUGUGCCGGUGCCUCUGGUGUCUCUUCUUGCAUGGGAGAUUCUGGCGGUCCUCUGGUCUGUCAGAAGAGUAACAUCUGGACUCUGGUCGGUAUCGUGUCAUGGGGAAGCGGAACAUGCUCCACCUCCACUCCUGCAGUGUAUGCCCGUGUCACCAAGCUCCGUGCCUGGAUUGACCAGACCAUUGCUUCAUACUAAACUAAG